AUGGCGGCUGCUGAUAUGAGAGUCGAGCUGACCUGCUCCAUCUGCCUGAGCAUUUAUAUUGAUCCCGUGUCCCUGCCCUGUGGCCAUAACUUCUGCCAGGGCUGCAUUGAGAGAUCAUGGGACUCUCAGGGAUCCGGGGCUUAUUCCUGCCCUGAAUGCAGAGCGGGGCAUCAGGAGCGCCCAACCUUACAGAGGAACAGAACCCUGGGGAACAUAGCAGAGCAAUUCCUUUCUACUCACCCAGAGCAUGAUGGGACUGAGACCUCUGGGAAUAGAAGAUGCUCUGCACACAAUGAGCCCCUAAUUUAUUACUGCACUAUUGACGGGGCCCUUGCCUGUAUGACCUGCUGCCUGGCCGGGGAGCAUUGGGGCCACAGGGCCCUGGUGCUGAGUGAGGCCUCUCAGAGGCAGAGACAGACCCUGAGGGAUGAUCUGAGAAAUCUAAACCUUGGGAGAGAGGUGAAUGAGAGAGGAGCCCAGAGGCUGCAGGAGCGCAUUAAAGAAGUGGAAUCGAAGGCAGCUGGCGAGACAGAGAGAGUCGCUGCCUAUUUCAGGGACAUCAGGGAGCGGAUGGAAGCCUUCGAGGCCCAACUCACAAGUGACAUCUCCGGGCAGAAAGAGAGGCUUUUACAGCCAUUCACAAGUCAAAUUUCCCAGCUGGAAAGAGAGAAUGAUGAGCUGUCCAAGAGGAUCCAUGACAUUGAGGAGCUGAGUUACAUAAGAGACCCACUCACGUUCCUACAGGCGCUGAAAUCAGCUGGAGUUGUGGGGACAGAGAGUGGGGGCACAGGGAGAGGGGAAAUACCGAUCCCUAAUGUAGGGGAUAUGGAUGUGGCUCGGAUCUCAGAUACAUUAGUCCCAGGCUUGGCCGGGAUUGUGCAGCAGGUAACACACAGGAGGCUCUAUGGGCAGAAUGCAGCACACAUGUUCCUGGACCCGGGCAGGGCUGGGCCGAAUAUACGGGUAUCGGGGGACAGGAAACUGGCGUACCACGAGGAUCAUAUCCAAAGGCCAUAUAUACCAGAGAGGUAUCAGGAUGCUCAGGUUUUAAGCAGCGCAGUUUUCAACUCGGGGCACCAUUACUGGGAUGUGGAUGCCAGUGAAUUUGGGGACGUGAGAUUAGGGGUGGUUUAUACCAGUGGGGGGACACAUCCUUUCAUUGGGGAUGAUUAUAAGUCCUGGUGUUUGUUUAGAUGCUUUAAUAAUACAGCAUUCUUAGUGAAACACAGUAAUAUGCACCUAACGUUACCCCACGUCCCGUCCUCCUGCAGGAGAUUCCGGGUCUCGCUGGACUACAAGGCCGGGCAACUGUCCUUUUAUGAGCUGAGUGAGCCAAUCAGGCGCUUACACACCUACACUGCCAAAUUCACUGAGCCCCUCCGUGCUGCAUUCUGGGUAUGGAGAUAUGAAUCAAAUGAUGCCUGGCUGAGAAUCCUUAGUUAG
This is a messenger RNA of Xenopus tropicalis (tropical clawed frog), 1443 nucleotides long. RefSeq names its product tripartite motif-containing protein 12A-like. The transcript has a single exon. NCBI's taxonomy places the organism in Eukaryota, Metazoa, Chordata, Amphibia, Anura, Pipidae. Gene Ontology annotation, biological process: antiviral innate immune response. The coding region runs from base 1 to 1443 and encodes 480 amino acids. Gene Ontology annotation, molecular function: zinc ion binding. The record is from RefSeq and is a predicted model, not a curated record.